CAAGCUUGCCUCUCAGAUUAACACAGAGCUAGAGAUCAAAGAGGAACGAGAAAAAUACUUCUACAAUAGUUGAUAUACAAAUGGCUUCUUUCACAGCCCCGAUAGUCGAACAGGGCAGCGACGCUUCCAUCUCCUCCCUCCACUCCGACAUAAUCACCUCCCACAUCCUCACUCGUCUCGACGGCCCCACCCUCGCUGCCGCCUCUUGUGCUUCAUCGGAACUGCACGCACUCUCGGCUGAUCAGACACUCUGGAAGGACAUAUGUGACGCCACGUGGCCUUCCGUCUCCGAUGAACGUGUGGAAGGUAUCAUUUCCACGUUCCCGUCCGGCCACCGUUCUUUUUUCUCAGAUUCCUUCCCGCUUCUUGAUCACUCGUCCUCGUGUGAUCCCAGCCUUUUGGCUCGGUCGUCGGAGCUGAUCUCCGCCGUGGAUAUAUUCUACAAGGGAGAGCUGGUUUUCUCCAAGGUUCAAGAGACCGAGACUGAGACCGGGUGGUUCUUAUGCUCACCCUUCAGAAUCGACUUGCUUGAACCCAAGGAAACCGUCCCAACUCCUAUAAGACACAUCGGAGACACCAACGAGUCCCUUAAGCACCUGGAAGAGAACUUAACAUUGAGCUGGAUCGUGAUCGACCUAGCGCAAAAGCGCGCGGCAAAUCUCUCCAGCCGGAAGCCAGUGUCGGUCACCCGGCACUGGCUCACCGGCGAGGUACAGCUCCAUUUCGCAACAAUUAUGCCGGGGUAUCGUCGCGGGGAGUUUGUGCAGUGCGGAAUGGUGGUUACGUGCAAGGGGAGCGACGGAGGGGAGCUUCACGUGAGGGAGGUGAGCAUGCAGAUGGAAGCCAUGGAAGGAAACCACCUGAACGGGAAGGAGAGUUUGAUAAUUCUGCAAGGGGCGAUUAAGGGAGGGGAGAGGAAGAGGGAGACGGAGGAUGGAAGUGAAGGGAAGGCGAAGUUUGGGGAGUUUCUGGAGAUGAAGAGAGAGAGGAAGGAGAGGACGCAGAGGAGAGAAAGGGCGUUGGAUAUGAUCUGCAUUGCUACCGGGGUUACUUUGUUCAUGGCUUUUUGGUCCUUCGUCUUGUUUCGUUAGAGAUCGAGUUACAGCCAAUAGAGUUUCAUCAGAGUAGUUCAUACAAAAGGAUCGAGUACAGAAUUCGAUACUAGCUAAUUACGAUUGUUUCAUUUCAUUUUUUUAUACACAUGUGAAUAUGAAGCUGUGUACACAGUUAUACACCAUUUGAUUGGUCACAAGUUCUCCAAAUCAAUGAAAGCUGUAUUUUAGCCA
This is a messenger RNA of Argentina anserina (silverweed cinquefoil), 1286 nucleotides long. Its product is annotated as F-box protein At2g27310-like. The record is from RefSeq and is a predicted model, not a curated record. The transcript has a single exon. Bases 81 to 1091 code for a protein of 336 amino acids. NCBI's taxonomy places the organism in Eukaryota, Viridiplantae, Streptophyta, Magnoliopsida, Rosales, Rosaceae. Gene Ontology annotation, molecular function: protein binding.